AUGGACCCAAACAAAUGGACAGAUGCAACUGUUCAAGUGUUCAAAGAAUCACAAGAAAUAGCAUUUGAAAGAAAAAAUGCAUAUAUUAUGCCAAUUCAUAUGAUGGAAGCAAUUGUUGAAGAAGAAUCAAAUAUUGUUAUCCGAAUAGUUGAAAUGAUGGGAGGUGAUGUUAAUAAAUUAAAGAAAGAAAUAAAAGAAACAAUGAAUAAAGUCCCAGUUCAAAAUCCACCACCAGUUGAUAUUGGACUUCAUCCAACAACACAACAAGUAUUAAGAAGAGCAAUAGAGAAACAAAAAAGAAUGGGAGACUCAUAUCUUGCAAUAGAUGUAAUUGUAAUGUCAUUAAUGGAAGAGAAAGAAAUUAGUACAAUAGUAGGAAAUAGUGGAAUUAAUGUGAAAGAAUUUAACAAAAAAAUAACAGAAAUGAGAAAAGGACAAAGUGUAGAAACAAAAGAAGCAGAAAGUCAGUAUGAAGCAUUAAAGAAAUAUGGAAAUGAUUUAACAGCACAAGCAGAAAGUGGAAAGAUGGAUCCAAUUAUUGGAAGAGAUGAAGAAAUUAAACGAGUUAUUCGUAUUUUAUCAAGAAGAACAAAAAAUAAUCCAGUAUUAAUAGGAGAACCAGGAGUAGGUAAAACAGCAGUAGUUGAAGGACUUGCACAACGAAUAGUUAAAGGAGAUGUUCCAAGUAAUUUACAAUGUCGAGUUAUUGGAUUAGAUAUGGGAGCAUUAAUAGCAGGAGCACAAUAUAGAGGACAAUUUGAAGAAAGAUUAAAAGCAGUAAUAAAAGAAGUUAAAGAAAGUAAAAUACCUAUUAUAUUAUUUAUAGAUGAAAUUCAUACAGUAUUAGGAGCAGGAGCAACAGGAGAAGGAGCAAUGGAUGCAGCUAAUAUUUUAAAACCAAUGUUAUCAAGAGGAGAAUUACGAUGUAUUGGAGCAACAACAUUAGAAGAAUAUAGAAAAUAUGUAGAAAAAGAUCCAGCAUUUGAAAGACGAUUCCAACAAGUUUAUGUAAAAGAACCAAGUGAAGAAAAUACAUUAUACAUUCUUCGAGGAAUACGAGAGAAAUAUGAAAAUCAUUAUGGAUUAACAAUUACCGAUUCAGCAUUAGUUUCAGCAACAACAUUAAGUAAAAGAUAUAUUAAUGGAAGAUUUCUUCCAGAUAAAGCAAUUGAUUUAGUUGAUGAAGCAUGUGCUACAUUAUUUACACAAAAGAAUUCACAACCAGAAGAAAUAGAUAAAUUAGAAAGAAGAGAAACACAAUUAAAUGUAGAGAAAAUAGCAUUAGAAAGAGACAUUAAAGAAAGUGAUGAAGACCAUAAUAAAAUGAUUAAAGAAAGACUACAAGAAAUUGAAAAAGAAUUAAGUGAAAAUAAAGAGAAAUUAACAAAAUUACGAAUUAAUUAUGAAAAAGAAAAAGGAGGAAGUGAAGAAAUGAAAGAACUUGCAACGAAAAUAGAAGCUAUGAAACAUAAAGCAGAAAGUA
Molecule: messenger RNA, 1483 nt
Organism: Entamoeba dispar SAW760
Lineage: Eukaryota; Evosea; Mastigamoebida; Endamoebidae
Product: heat shock protein, putative
Exons: 1
Biological process (GO): cellular response to heat
Cellular component (GO): cytoplasm
Molecular function (GO): ATP binding; ATP hydrolysis activity
Source: RefSeq, a predicted model, not a curated record